Triticum aestivum (bread wheat) is the source of this 2002-nucleotide messenger RNA. Its product is annotated as disease resistance protein PIK6-NP. The transcript has 5 exons. NCBI's taxonomy places the organism in Eukaryota, Viridiplantae, Streptophyta, Magnoliopsida, Poales, Poaceae. The coding region runs from base 542 to 1480 and encodes 312 amino acids. The record is from RefSeq and is a predicted model, not a curated record. Gene Ontology annotation, molecular function: ADP binding.
UAGCAGCAGAGACCGUGAGCAGCAGUAACAAUAUCGAUCGCUCCUCCAUUAUUGCUCUUGCUCAUCUUGCCCUGUGCUUCACACACUCCAUUAUUACACAGCAAAGCAUCCAGCAGUAACAACACGGCCGCUGCUCCUCCUCCAUUAAUGCCUUGCCCUGCAGACUCUGCUCUCAAAAAGGGAAGGGAACCACGGUUGCUCUUGCUCAGCUUGCUGUGUGCUCCAUCCAAAUCCAAAAUCCAAAUCCAAGCAUGGCGCUCAAGAGGAGUAGAUGUAGAUCCAUCGCCUUCCUCAAACGCCAUCGCUAGCUAGCUCCUCUGCUCCUCUUCAUCUUGUCCCAGCAAGCUCUCAGGGGAUCUGGUUGGCAUUUCGAGGUGGUCGCUCAACACCCUACACCGGAUCUUGCUGGAGGAUUUCAACAGAGGGCGGCCGGCAGACAGCAGAGUCUGCUCAGCUAUGCUUUGCUUCUGCUUGUACUCUGUAGGACUGCUUCCUAGCUAAAGGAUCCAUACACUGAGAAAGAAGAUCCACCGGUUCCACCAUGGAGGUGGUGACCGGUGCCAUGGGAAGCUUGCUCCCCAAGCUCGGCGAGCUGCUCGUGAGUGAGUACAAGCUGCAAAAGGGCGUCAAGGAGGACGUCGAGUCCCUCGAAAGGGAGAUGAAGAGCAUGAACGCUGCCCUCGUCAAGGUGGCGGAGGUGCCAAGGGACCAGCUGGACAACCAGGUCAUCAUCUGGGCUGACGAGCUCAGGGAGCUGUCGUACGACAUGGAGGAUGUUGUCGACAACUUUCUUGUGUACGUCAAGGGAUCUGAAUCCGAUGCUGUCACCGACUCAAACAAGCUCAAAGGGCUAAUGGUGAAGAUGGCCAACUUGUUCACCAAAGGCAAGACUCGCCAUCAGAUUGCCGAUGCCAUGAAGGACAUCAAGAACCGCGCCCAAGAGGUGGCUGGCCGGCAUAACAGGUACAGGGUUGAUGAGGUUGUUGCCAAUGCAGCUGGCAAACACAAGGUUGACCCUCGUCUGCUGGCAUUGUACAAGGAUCAGAAGGAGCUCGUUGGCAUUGAAGAUGAGCGGAACAAGCUAACCAAGAUGCUCACAGAUGGUGUUGGUGAUGGUGAUGUUCCCAAGCAACAACACAUGAUGAAGAUGGUCUCAAUUGUUGGACCUGGAGGACUUGGCAAGACUACACUUGCUAAGGCAGUGUAUGAUAGGCUUCAAACACAAUUUGAAUGCACAGCUUUUGUUCCAGUGGGUCGAAACCCUGAAGUGAAGAAAGUUUUAAGGGAUAUCCUUUUGGAGGUUGGCAAGAAGCAGGAGCAUAUUGGUGAUGUAGCCAUAUUGGAUGAAAGACAACUCAUCAACAUACUCCAACGACUACUUGAGAAUGCGAGUGUUGGCCGAGCAGGCGAAACAAGAGGUACUACCAGCGUCCUCUUUGGAUCAUACUACCAGUGUUGGUACGCCUGCUCAGGUAACUGACAACGACGACGAUGACAAGGAAGAAUUGGACUAAGAACAAGUGUCCCACCACGACGGUGACAACUGCCCCGUCCCUCGUCCAACAGAGAGCAUCAUUGCUGUCGCCAGUACAUCUCCUCCAGUGCCUGCUCAGCGACGGACAUGGAGGCAGUGGGCGUGCUUUGCUUGCCUUGACUCGGGCAGCAGCAGUUCCGCUGCACCUGCCAAGCCACAGCAGGUUCAAACCGAUGUGGCGCUUCUGAACAGGUUGGCACCGAUGACGCUACCCGGAUCUGACUGAUAGCGUCUUGUGUUUGAUGGUCAGUUAAAGAGCAGUACUACUUUUGUUAGACUUGUCACUAAAAUUUCUUGGUUUGUAAUGAUAGGAUUGUGUGGUGGGGCAGGUUUUUUGCCCCGUAGUCUGUGUCAAUGGUCAUCGUCAGGAUCAGGCAUGGACAGCGGGUUUUCCUGGCUUGCUACAAUCCUAUCUUCCUACUUUGUUAAGACUUGCUGGUUUGAUUAUCCUAUUUUUCCAUUUUCCUA